AUGUAUUUUUUUAAAGAGUUCCUUCUUAUUAUUAUUUUAUCAUUACUAAUCAAAGCUAGACGUCUUUUUGACAUAAGAAAUGAUACAAGAAAAAAUCUAUCUAGUUAUUCUAAAAAAAAUUUUGAUAGUACUAUUGUUGGAUUAAAACGUUUAAAUAGAUUACAAAGAAGAUUAAUGGGUCUUAAAAAUAACAAAAAAAAUAUUGACGAAAAUAGUGAAAUAUUAAUUGAAGAUCCAAUGACAAAUCCAAAUUUAUUUCAAGGAGAUAUUAUUCUUACUGAAAAUCAAGUAGAUGAAAUUGCAUUAGAUAUUGUAAAACAGGCUGAGGAAAAGAAAAUUGAUAUAAAUGAUAUCGAAAAUAAAACAGAUAUAUUAAACAGAAAAAAACGCUCUAUUGCAAUAAAUUCAAAAUAUAAUUGGAUUUUUCCAAUACCAUAUUAUGUUGAUACAGGAGUAAAUGCUACAGUUGUAGAUUUAGCUUUAGCAGAAAUGGUUGCUGAAACAUGUGUACGAUUUUCUAAAAGUUUAUCUCCAAUUACAGGUAAAGCUGGUUUAAGAUAUUUUCUUGGUUCCGGAUGUUGGUCAUAUAUAGGAAAAAUUUUUGAUGUAUAUUCUCAAGAUAUAAGUAUUGGAAAUGGUUGUGGAUAUAAUGGUAUUAUUCAACAUGAAACAUCUCAUGCUUUAGGAUUACAUCAUGAACAAACACGACCAAAUAGAGAUGCUUAUGUUUCAAUUAAUACUGAAAAUAUUAUUUCGGGAAUGGAAUCAAAUUUUUUUAAAUCUGCUAGUGAUUCUGUAAAUAGUUUUGGAGUACCAUAUGAUUAUGGUUCUGUUAUGCAUUAUGGAAGAUUUGAUUUUUCAAAGAAUGGAAAUGAAACAAUUGUAUCAAAAGUUAAAUAUUUAGAUAAAACAAUGGGACAGCAUGUUCAUUUAUCAUUUAAUGAUAUAAAAUUAAUUAAUUAUAGAUAUUGUUCUUCAAUAUGCACGAAUAAAAUAAGUUGUUUUAAUGGUGGAUACCAGAAUCCAAAUAAUUGUCUGAUAUGUAAAUGUCCUAGUGGGUUUACAGGAAAAUCAUGUUUAGAAAUGGUUAAAAAUAUAGAUACAAAAUGUGGAAAUAAUUUGUUAACAGCAACAAGUACCAAAAAAACUUUAUCAGUAACCGGAGUUGCUGAUUGUUAUUACUUUAUUAACACAACUGUUAACAAUAGAAUCAAAAUAACCAUUAAUAGUGCAACUCUUUAUUACUUAGAUCCUUGUAUUGUAGGAAAAGGUCUUGAAAUAAAAUACAGAAAUGAUAAGACAAUGGCUGGAUAUAAUUUUUGUGGAUCAAUUACUAAUAAAAUAGUAACAUCUAUAGGAGAUACAAUGUUAAUUCAUUAUGCUGGAAAGUCAUUUACUCAUUCAUUUAAUUUAUCAUAUAAUAUGUUUUAA
This is a messenger RNA of Strongyloides ratti, 1431 nucleotides long. Its product is annotated as Astacin-like metalloendopeptidase. Bases 1 to 1431 code for a protein of 476 amino acids. Gene Ontology annotation, molecular function: metalloendopeptidase activity; zinc ion binding. The transcript is spliced from 2 exons. The record is from RefSeq and is a predicted model, not a curated record. NCBI's taxonomy places the organism in Eukaryota, Metazoa, Nematoda, Chromadorea, Rhabditida, Strongyloididae. Gene Ontology annotation, biological process: proteolysis; molting cycle, collagen and cuticulin-based cuticle.